AUGGCAACUCCGACGCUCACGAAUCCUUCGCUGACGGCCGCCAUUUGCUCGCUCGAACACCAGGCAUGGGCUGCUCUCUGCAGCUCUGGCGCUGACCUUGUCCCGCUGCUCUCGAGCAACCCCGUCAUGAUAUUCCCCGGCAACCUUAUCUUUACGUCUGUGUCUUCGCCAACCAUUGGCGAGAUGCUGCAAGGCUCCGAAUUCAAACCUUGGAAGUCGUAUACGCUCAGUCACGACGAAGUGGUUCCACUGGGCAAGGACAGUGCGCUCGUAUACUACCGCGUAGAAGCUACCAGGGUAGACGAGACGUUCCGGGCCAUCUGCUCGAGCGUGUGGGUUUUGGAAGGGCCCAUGAAUAGCGCCACCGGAGGCUGGAAAAUGGCAAGCCACCAGCAGACGCUGAUCUAG
This is a messenger RNA of Exserohilum turcica Et28A, 408 nucleotides long. RefSeq lists its product as uncharacterized. The coding region runs from base 1 to 408 and encodes 135 amino acids. The record is from RefSeq and is a predicted model, not a curated record. Lineage: Eukaryota; Fungi; Ascomycota; Dothideomycetes; Pleosporales; Pleosporaceae. The transcript has a single exon.